CUCGUUUGUAUUGAACCCCGGUAUUAAAUUUCACCGGAUAUUAUCACCUGUACAACGAUCGGCAGAGGAACAGUCCCACGACUGAAGCCAUGCCCUGCGUCCAGGCUCAGAAUGGCUCGUCCCCGCAGGGCGCGAGUCCUGCGUCUCAGAGCUACAGUUACCACACCAGCGGAGAAUACAGCUGCGAUUUCCUCACGCCAGAGUUUGUGAAGUUCAGCAUGGAUUUGACCAAUACCGAGAUCACCGCCGCCACCACCUCUCUGCCAAGCUUCAGCACCUUCAUGGACAACUACAACACCUGUUAUGACGUAAAGCCGCCUUGUCUUUACCAGGUGCCCCAUUCUGGAGAACAGUCCUCUAUCAAAGUGGAGGAACUCCAGAUGCACACAUACCAUCAGCAGUCAGAGGAGAUGAUGGCUCACUCCGGGCCUAUGUACUUCAAACCGUCCUCACCUCACGCUCCAGGAACGGCCAACUUCCAGGUUCAGCCCAGUCAUAUGUGGGAUGACCCAAGCUCCCUGCACACUUUUCAUCAGAACUAUAUGACCACACAUAUGAUAGAUCAGCGCAAAAACCCAGUGUCCAGGCUCUCCCUCUUCUCCUUCAAACAUUCUCCACCCGGAACCCCUGUUUCCAGCUGUCAGAUGCGCUUUGAGGGACCUUUCCAUGUGUCCAUGGGGCACGACAGUCCUGGAGCGCACAGAGCAAUGGAAAGCCAGAGAUUCGCAGUGCCCAGUGCCAUCAGGAAACAGGCGGGAAUCGCUUUCACGCACUCCCUGCAGCUCAGUCACGGCCAUCAACUGAUGGACAGUCAGGUGCCGUCACCCCCGUCAAGAGGAUCUCCGUCCAGCGAAGGUUUGUGCGCGGUGUGUGGGGACAACGCGGCUUGUCAGCACUAUGGAGUCCGAACGUGUGAAGGGUGCAAAGGAUUCUUCAAGAGAACAGUACAGAAGAAUGCCAAAUAUGUCUGUUUAGCCAAUAAAAACUGUCCUGUGGAUAAACGCCGGAGAAACAGAUGUCAGUAUUGCCGAUUUCAGAAGUGCCUGGUGGUCGGAAUGGUGAAAGAAGUUGUUCGGACCGCCAACUUAAAGGGUCGGCGAGGCCGUUUACCCUCCAAACCCAAAAGUCCGCAGGAGUCUUCGCCCCCCUCUCCGCCCGUCAGUUUGAUCAGCGCUCUGGUCAGGGCUCAUGUGGACUCCAACCCUUCUAUGAGGAGCCUCGACUACACCAGAUUCCAAGCCAACCCGGACUACCAACUGAGUGGAGAUGACACACAGCACAUCCAGCAGUUCUACGACCUCCUCACCGGAUCCAUGGAAAUCAUCCGCGGAUGGGCAGAAAAGAUUCCCGGGUUCACCGACCUGCCUAAACCGGACCAGGACUUGCUGUUCGAGUCUGCCUUCCUGGAGCUCUUCGUGUUGCGCCUGGCGUACAGGUCCAACCCGAUGGAAGGCAAACUCAUCUUCUGUAACGGAGCGGUGCUGCACAGGCUGCAGUGCGUCCGUGGAUUUGGCGAGUGGAUUGACUCUAUAGUGGAAUUCUCGUCUAAUCUCCAGAACAUGAAUUUAGACAUAUCUGCUUUCUCAUGCAUCGCCGCCUUAGCCAUGGUCACAGAGAGACACGGACUGAAAGAACCCAAGAGAGUGGAGGACCUUCAAAACAAGAUAGUAAACUGUCUGAAAGACCAAGUCACGUUCAACGGAGGCGGCUUGAAUCGUCCAAACUAUUUGUCCAAACUGUUGGGUAAACUUCCCGAACUUCGCACACUGUGCACACAGGGUCUGCAGCGCAUCUUCUACCUAAAACUAGAAGACCUGGUCCCACCGCCAGCAAUAAUCGACAAACUGUUUCUUGACACUUUGCCCUUUUAAACCGAGAGAAAACGAUUUCAAACAACAUCAGAGCACUUCCAAUGACUCUUUUGAAAACUGAAAGCCGUUUGUUUGUUUUUCGUCAGUAAUUACCAAAUGACCUGCGCUUUCGGAGAGAGUGAGGAAAAAGAAUAACAAAUCUAAAGCCUGGAAGAAAACACGAAAAAUAAUAAUAUAAUCGGCAGGUAAAUUUGACCAGUUACACUAUUGCAAAUAAAGAUGCUUCGCAAUGCCAUAGAAGAACAUCUCUCUAUAAAUGGUUCCAUAAAAUAGCCUUUAACAUU
Messenger RNA from Carassius gibelio (silver crucian carp), 2155 nucleotides. RefSeq names its product nuclear receptor subfamily 4 group A member 2-like. Gene Ontology annotation, biological process: cellular response to corticotropin-releasing hormone stimulus; central nervous system neuron differentiation; regulation of transcription by RNA polymerase II. Gene Ontology annotation, molecular function: RNA polymerase II cis-regulatory region sequence-specific DNA binding; nuclear glucocorticoid receptor binding; nuclear receptor activity. The record is from RefSeq and is a predicted model, not a curated record. NCBI's taxonomy places the organism in Eukaryota, Metazoa, Chordata, Actinopteri, Cypriniformes, Cyprinidae. The transcript is spliced from 7 exons. Gene Ontology annotation, cellular component: nucleus; transcription regulator complex. Bases 90 to 1871 code for a protein of 593 amino acids.